Messenger RNA from Zerene cesonia (dogface butterfly), 3211 nucleotides. RefSeq names its product ATP-dependent RNA helicase DHX30-like. Gene Ontology annotation, cellular component: cytoplasm; nucleus; intracellular anatomical structure. Lineage: Eukaryota; Metazoa; Arthropoda; Insecta; Lepidoptera; Pieridae. The transcript is spliced from 23 exons. Bases 197 to 3202 code for a protein of 1001 amino acids. The record is from RefSeq and is a predicted model, not a curated record. Gene Ontology annotation, molecular function: ATP binding; DNA helicase activity; G-quadruplex RNA binding.
UGUCAAUGUCAAAGUUUUACGCGAAAUUUAAAUAAAAAAAAAUAGGUUAUAAUAAUUUAAGAACAAUAUCAUGAGCAAUAAUAUUUAUAAGCCAAUUUGAAUUGUGUGUGUGAAGAAAAAUGUACCAGUCUUUAAUCUAGUACGCUUACAAUUAGUUCCUGCAAAGUUAUAUUACAAGUCGGCUUAUUACAUAAAAAUGUUCUUAAGGAGGAUUUUCAUUUCGAAAAUUAAUAAUUGUAGACACCUUAAACUUCUGGGACAAUCCAGUAGUGUUAAUUACAAUGUAAAACAUGAGAACUAUAGCAGUAUACCUUAUAACCAAAAUGUUUGUACGAAUAAAAGCAACAGGAUACAAAGACAGAGGCCUACAACAUACUCAUAUCUGGUGCAUGCUAAAUAUUACUCCAAGCACCUUAGUGAUAGUUUAUUAAACGAACAGAAGGCGCCAGAGGACAAAGAGCUAAACAAAAUACGCGAAUUAUUCUCUCAACCAAGAGUAACACUUAACGAACUAGCAAGCAAAACUCCGGAUAAGAUAUUCGACAUCUAUUAUAAACAGGCCACUGUUGCACCGAAGGGAAGUAAAAAGAAAGUUCAGCAGAAUGACUGGACUUGUACUUAUACAUUUGUUUGGCCUGAAAAAGCAAAGUUUGAAGGUACGGCUAUAUCAAAACGACAAGCCGCAGAAAAAUCAGCAGUGCAAGCGCUUCACUGGCUCUACAUAAACAGACGGAUAAACAACAAGGGUGAACCCAUAUAUGAUAGAGAAGUUCUGGAUGACUUGAAGAGCACAUUAAAUAAUCCAAUCGAAGCAUCCAUCAGUGAUAAGUCAAUGCAGGCAGUGAAAAAAGUUUGGGACCAAUAUGAGAAUGGAAUUAAGUCAAUAUAUGAGACAACUUUCGAUGAAGCGAAACAGAGGAGUUAUAAUUUCCCAAUUAGUGUACAAAAGGACUCCACAUUAGAUGAAAAUGAUGGUUCUGAAGAUCUAAGUAUAGAUAAUGAACAGGAUGUCCUAUCAGAUUUCAAAAAACACGUGCAUCCCGUGUUCGGAAAAACACUUGAGCGGCCAUCUUCUACCGCUUUGGCGAGGCGAGAGAGAAAUUUGGAGAAAAUAUUCCAAAAUUACGACGAAUCUCUUACUCCAUUGCCGAUAGAUCAAUAUGCUGAACAAAUAGCAACCACGCUACGUAACUCGCGCGUCGUUGUCAUAGUCGGUGCGGCUGGUUGUGGCAAGUCCACUCGGGUACCGGCUGCCAUUUUGAGGGAUUGUGGUGUUGGCACCACGGCCCUGGUGUCGGAGCCGCGGAGGGUUGCGGCUAUCGGCCUCGCGCAGAGGGUGGCUGAUGAAUUGGGGGAGGGGGUUGGUGAAACAGUAGGCUAUCAAGUGCGUCUGCAAUCGAAACCGCCGCGGCCGCCCGCCGGCGCCAUCUUAUAUUGCACUUCUGGUGUGCUGCUGCGGAGAUUGCAGAUGAAUCCAGGUCUCGAAGGCUGCAGCCACGUGAUGAUAGACGAGGCGCACGAGAGGGACGUGAACACCGACAUCACUCUGUUGUUGUUGAAACGCGCUCUAAACAUCAACAGGCACCUGAAGAUUGUUGUUAUGAGCGCUACGUUGGAUAUUGGUGUGUUUACGAGGUAUUUCGGGGAUUGCCCGUUAGUCGAGGUGCCGGGACGUACCUACCCUGUGGAAGAUCUAUAUCUAGACCACCUGGAGAAGAGUUUCAAUCUGAAGUUUAAGAGUACCAAAGAGAAUUGUACCAAGGAGGAUGGUAAGCCGCAAAUUAAUUGUCAAGAGGUUGUAGAGUUGAUCACAGCCAUAGACAAAACAAGGCAAGAAGGUGCUAUACUAGUUUUCCUCCCGGGUUGGGCUGAAAUCAAACAAACCAAGCAGCUAUUGGACGAAGUAUACAAGGAUGGAUUGCAUCUUAUUCUGCCUAUUCAUUCCCGACUGUCGACGCAGGAUCAGACGCGCAUGUUCAACCGGCCGCCGGCCGGCGUGCGCAAGAUCGUCCUCUCGACUAAUAUAGCGGAAACGUCUGUGACGAUACCGGAUGUGGUUCACGUCGUCGACACCGGGGCGCACAAGGAGAACCGAGUGCGCCCGGGCACUGGCACAGCUAGUCUAGACACGACUUUCGCCUGGGCUUUUCCCGGAUUCUGCUACAAAAUGUAUACAAAGGAGAAGGAAUCGGAAUUCCCGCCGCACUCGACGCCAGAAAUACUGCGAAUACCGCUAGAGCAAACAGUGCUAGACUGCAAGACGUACGCGCCUAACGAGAGUGUGGAAAGCUUUCUAUCCGAAUUGCCGCAACCGCCUCGAAAAGAGGCCGUCCGGUACGCUGUAACGGACCUCGUCGAUAUAGGUGCCCUAUCAAAAUCGGAACAACUGACGCGUCUGGGCACGCUAGUGGCGCAGUUGAACGUGCCGCCGCGUUUGGCACGCGGCGUCUUGCACGCCGCGAUUGUUGGCAACGUCGUGGCGGCUUGCAACAUGUUAGCCCACUGCGCUGAUAAUAUCGAGGUGUUCAACAACGCUGGUGAUAGGAAGGAAGAGAUACGCAAUAUAAAACGCAAGCACAGCAAAACGUCCGAUCACGCGGCGCUGCACUGGAUACAGGAGGAGUUCGAGCAGCAGCUGGAUGACGUCGGAUGGAGGAGCGUGGAUGGAUGGUGCGACAAGUAUGGGCUGAGGAAGGACAGGCUGUCGUUUGUUAAAUCCCUAUCGAACCUGCACUUAGGGCAGAUACUUAAGUGCGGCAUCCUAGAGGCCAGUCCGGAUGCGGAAGCGCUGAACCAAUUCACGAAUAUCGACGAGUACACGCCGGCCAUCUUGUUGUCUGGCACCAACGCGCUGCUGUUGACGAGGCGGCGGAUAAAGAUGACGUGCUGCGCGCUCCUGUUCAGUAUGGGGGAUGUUAUAAAGAAAGAAAACAAUGAAGAUAUUACAGAUUUGUAUCUGCCUAGGCACAGACUUACUAUCCAAGUACCAUCUAGUCAAGCAGAUAGCAUAGUGAAAGUGAAAGAAAUGCUAUGGAACACCUUCCAAUAUUACAUAGAGAGAGAUGUGAACAGCGUGUCUUAUGAGGAGUUCUCUCUCACAGCGGAGUUUAGGACGAAGCUCAUGAAAGUCGUCGGCAGGAUUCUGGUUGAAGCGAACGAGGAAUAUGUAGAAAAAUAUAUACAAGAUAGCGAUUUUAGAUGAUUAAAUGUU